CACGAGUCCAAUUCCGGUUACCCUGCCGAAUUUAGCAGUUUUCAAAAUUUUCAACGUACGCACGAAACGAUUGACCAAAAUGUGAUAGGUGAAAAUCGAGAAACCUUUGCGACUCCCUGUCGUAGGUUUCCAAACUGGGAGUACAAUAAGUGCUAUAGUUACUACGCCAAUGGGCGGUAUAACACAUGCGAGUUUGUUAAUGUAGUCGACAUUGAGGAUUUUAUGAAUAAUGAAAAACGCAAGGAAAAGUCACGAGAUGCAGCCCGCUGCAGACGAUCUCGGGAAACUGAAAUCUUCACCGACCUGGCCAGUAUGCUACCCUUACAAAAAGAGCAGAUAACACAACUUGACAAGGCCUCCGUAAUGAGAUUGGCGAUUUCAUACCUACGAGUACGCGAUAUGGUCAAUUUAGUUCCACACUCCGAGAAACCAAAACGGAAACCAAAAGUUCAAGACGAACCCGUCUUUUUGAAGUCGUUGGAAGGCUUCCUCUUAGUCCUAUCACCCGAGGGUGAUUUUAUAUACUUAUCAGAAAACGUUUGUGAUUACGUUGGCAUUACUCAGGUUGAUCUAAUGGGCCAAAAUAUUUACGAGUAUAGCCAUCCUUGUGAUCAUGGCGAGAUAAAGGAACUGUUAGCGAAUAAAUCACAUCAAAGCAGUGAUGUAACAAAAUCGCUUUUUAUCAGGUUAAAAUGCACCCUUACGAAUAAGGGACGUUCUGUUAAUCUCAAAUCGGCCACAUAUAAGGUAAUACACUGUACCGGCCACAUGGUUUAUUGCGAUGAAAAUGUAAAAGAAAAGCCUAGUUUACAACAGUGCUUCAUAGCAGUUGGCCAACCAAUACCUCAUCCUUCCAAUAUAGAAGCACCAUUAGGUCGAAAUAUUUUCCUAUCAAAACAUAGUUUAGACAUGAAAUUUACAUACGCAGAUGAUAUCAUGAAGGACUUUCUUGGUUAUAAUGCAGAUGAUUUGAUUGGACAAUCGUUGUACAAUUAUCACCAUGCCAUGGACAGCGACUCGAUAUGUAGUGCCUUCAAGUGUUUAUUUUCAAAAGGACAAUGCGAGACCGGCCGCUACAGGUUUUUGGCUAAAACUGGAGGGUACGUCUGGGUCCUUACUCAAGCGACUUUAAUCUACGACAAAGUUCAAAAACCGCUCAGCGUCGUGUGCGUCAAUUACGUCAUAAGGGAUAUUAUAAUCAAUUGUCCUUACAUCCGCGCCGUGGGUGUAGUCGUCGAUAUCCACUUAGGUUUUGACGGUUUAUUUCAAUCAUAA
Messenger RNA from Photinus pyralis (common eastern firefly), 1275 nucleotides. RefSeq names its product hypoxia-inducible factor 1-alpha (gene sima). The transcript is spliced from 8 exons. Gene Ontology annotation, biological process: cellular response to hypoxia; regulation of transcription by RNA polymerase II. The record is from RefSeq and is a predicted model, not a curated record. NCBI's taxonomy places the organism in Eukaryota, Metazoa, Arthropoda, Insecta, Coleoptera, Lampyridae. Gene Ontology annotation, molecular function: RNA polymerase II transcription regulatory region sequence-specific DNA binding; protein dimerization activity; DNA-binding transcription factor activity, RNA polymerase II-specific. Bases 223 to 1275 code for a protein of 350 amino acids. Gene Ontology annotation, cellular component: transcription regulator complex; nucleus; cytoplasm.